AUGGGUAAAUUAUUACAAUUCUUACUUCAUCCAAAUGAAUUGAAAGCUGCAAUUCAAUUAAUGAAAUUUAGACAACCAUUACAUCCACGUAAUCCAUCACAAGAAUCAGAAACUUUGCAAAGAUGUUAUAUUCUUUUAAACAAAACAUCAAGAUCAUUUGCUGCUGUUAUUGAAGAAUUACAUCCUGAAUUAAGAGAUGCAAUUAUGAUUUUCUAUUUAGUUUUAAGAGCUUUAGAUACUAUUGAAGAUGAUAUGACUAUUGAUCCAGAAACUAAAGUACCAUUAUUAAGAUCAUUUGAUAAGAAAUUAAAUACUAAGGAUUGGACAUUUGAUGGAAAUGGUCCAAAUGAAAAAGAUAGAAUUGUUUUAGUUGAAUUUGAUAAGAUUUUAGGUAUUUAUCAUCAAUUAAAACCUCAAUAUCAAGAUGUUGUUAAAGAUAUUACUUAUAAAAUGGGUAAUGGUAUGGCUGAUUAUAUUUUGGAUGAGAAUUUUAACCUUAAUGGAGUUGAAACUGUUAAAGAUUAUGAUUUAUAUUGUCAUUAUGUUGCUGGAUUAGUUGGAGAAGGAUUAACUAAAUUAAUGUGUAUGGCAAAAUUUGCUGAUUCAAAUCUUACCCAAGAUAAUUUUGAAAGAUCAAAUUCAAUGGGAUUAUUUUUACAAAAAACUAAUAUUAUUAGAGAUUAUCAUGAAGAUUUAGAACAAGGUAGAUCUUUCUGGCCAAAAGAAAUUUGGUCUAAAUAUACUGAUUCAUUACCAAAUUUCCAUCAAAAACCAGAAUUAGAAUUUGAAGGAUUAAGUUGUAUUAAUGAUUUAGUAUUGAAUGCUUUAGGUCAUGUUAAAGAUUGUUUAGAAUAUUUAUCAAUGGUUAAAGAUUCAUCUACUUUUAGUUUCUGUGCAAUUCCUCAAGUAAUGGCAAUUGCAACAUUAGCUGAAGUUUAUAAUAAUCCAAAAGUUUUACAUGGUGUAGUAAAGAUUAGAAAAGGUACAACUUGUGAAUUAAUUUUAAAUAGUAGAACUUUCCCUGGAGUGGUUAAAAUCUUUAGAAAAUAUAUUCAAAUAAUUAAUCAUAAAUCUUCAGUUAAAGAUCCAAAUUAUUUGAAAAUUGGAAUUAAAUGUGGUGAAAUUGAACAAUUUUGUGAAGUUAUGUAUCCUUCAACCGUACCUAAAGGUGCUAAGAUUCAAGAACAACCAAUUAAUCAAGUUAUAAAAUCAAGAACCGCAAUUGAUGAAUCUAUGCAAAAACGUAUUGAAGAAGAAGCUUUUAAUACUAAUCUUGUACUUACUUUUAUAUUAUUAGCAAUUGUGGGAACUAGUUAUCCACUUUUGACAAAGUUGGUUUGA
This is a messenger RNA of Hemisphaericaspora subhashii, 1341 nucleotides long. It is a transcript of the gene ERG9, whose product is annotated as bifunctional farnesyl-diphosphate farnesyltransferase/squalene synthase. Lineage: Eukaryota; Fungi; Ascomycota; Pichiomycetes; Serinales; Debaryomycetaceae. The transcript has a single exon. Gene Ontology annotation, biological process: ergosterol biosynthetic process; farnesyl diphosphate metabolic process. Gene Ontology annotation, molecular function: squalene synthase [NAD(P)H] activity. The record is from RefSeq and is a predicted model, not a curated record. Gene Ontology annotation, cellular component: endoplasmic reticulum membrane. The coding region runs from base 1 to 1341 and encodes 446 amino acids.